This is a messenger RNA of Choloepus didactylus (southern two-toed sloth), 327 nucleotides long. Its product is annotated as SH3 domain-binding glutamic acid-rich-like protein 2. The record is from RefSeq and is a predicted model, not a curated record. Lineage: Eukaryota; Metazoa; Chordata; Mammalia; Pilosa; Megalonychidae. The transcript has a single exon. The coding region runs from base 1 to 327 and encodes 108 amino acids. Gene Ontology annotation, cellular component: cytoplasm.
AUGGUCAACCGCGUCUCCAUUGCCUCUUCCUCCAGCUUUGUGGCGAUAAAGAAGAAACAGCAGGAUGUAGAUAGAUUUCUGGAAGCCGACAAGAUAGAAUGUGAAGGGUUAAAUAUCAAAAUGUCAGAAGAACACAGGCAAUGGAUGUUCAAAAACAUUCCUCUGGAAAAGAAGCCCACGUGGGACAAACGUCUGCCACCUCAGAUAUUUAAUGGCGACCGAUACUGUGAAAAUAAUGACUUUUUUUUUUUUGAAUCAAAAGAAACCAACACAGUCUUUUCAUUCUUAGGCCUAAAACCACGGUUGGCAUCAGAGGCAGAACCUUAG